ACACCCAUGCAAACAAACCAAGAAUCCAAGCUUGUUUGCUUAAUUAAAAAAAAAAACCCCACACCCACGCACAUAACCCAUCACAUCCUCUCCUCAACCAGUUUGUAAUCCAACAAACCACCCCCAUACACGAGAAGCACCUCUCCCUCUCUAUAGGCCCCUGCCCCAUUCCCUCUCCCUCCCUCCCUCCCUCUCUCUCUCUCUCUCUCUUCCAAAACAAAGCUUCACUAUCAAUGGCGUAAGAAACAACCAAAGCAAAGCUUGCGUGCCAGAAACCAUUGAAAAAUCGCAACCUCAGGAGAUUUAAAUAACAAAGAUUAAAACCCAUAUCCAAAAAAACUUUAUCUUCUCCUGAAAAUUUUGAAAUUUUUCACACUGAUACAGUAGAAACAGAGGAAAAAACAGAGUCAAUCAGUGGGAGAGACAGAGGGAGAGAGAGACCAGAACGGUGUCGUUUUGGGCUCGUGGCACAUGCUAAUGAGAAGUAGCCAGCAUUGUGGGAAUUGUCAACCUGGGAAAGCCGGGAGAGCAUCUGUUGGAGGGUAUUUUCGACUGCAUCCAUGAAAUCACGACGGCUCUGGCUUUCUCUGCUGCUAAUAGGAUGAGCGAUUCAGCUUACAGAGUCGAAACCACGUCGCGCCUCGCCCAAUGGAGAAUCGACAACUUGUCUUCCUGCACAUACCGAAAGUCCGAUCCUUUCAAGAUUGGCAAGUGGAAUUGGCACUUAUCUGUGGAGAAGAACAGAGUGUUGUUUGUUAAAUUGUAUCCAGAGAUAUCGAAUUUCACGAGAGAGAAUCCGCCGAUUGCUUCGUUUAUUAUUCGAGUGGUGUGUUCUGUUGGUGAUCGAAAGGCCUUAACUCAUCCAGAAGUUACAAACAAAAAGCUCAAAAGCAAUGAUGAUUUUGUUUGGGCUAUUGAGGUUCCCUUAACUGGAAAAUUCAUCAUCGACGUUGAAUUCCGUGAUUUGAAGACUGCGUCCGGAGAGGGUGGAGAACCUUGCUCCAUUUGGGCUGGAGGAUCAACGCAAAAACAAUCAAAUGCAACUGCUCUUGCGUCCCUGAGUCGAAUGUUAACAGAAGGCAUCCACACGGAUAUCAUGAUUAACGUGUCUGAUGGAAGCAUCGGAGCUCACCGGGCAAUUCUUGCUGCUAGAUCACCUGUUUUCCGGAGCAUGUUUUCGCAUGACCUCAAAGAGAAAGAACUGUCUACCAUAAACAUCUCCGAUAUGUCAAUUGACGCUUGUCAGGCUUUUCUUAAUUACAUUUAUGGAAACAUAGGACAUGAAGAAUUUCUGACCCACAGGCUGGCACUUCUCCAUGCUGCUGAUAAGUACGACAUCUCUGACCUGAAAGACGCCUGCCAUGAAAGUCUUUUGGAAGACAUUGAUACAAAGAAUGUGCUAGAAAGGCUCCAAAAUGCAUCUCUAUACCAGUUGCCUCAAUUGAAAACCAGCUGCAUGCGGUAUCUUGUGAAGUUUGGGAAGAUAUAUGACAUCCGAGAUGAUUUCAAUGCUUUCUUGCUAUGCGCAGACAGGGACUUGAUAGCAGAAGUCUUCGGCGAAGUUCUUGGUGCCUGGAAAGGUUUCUGAAGUCUGCAAAAAUUAAAGAAGUCAUAAGCGUGGCUUCAUAUCUGUCCUACCUAUAAAUAUGUGGAUUGCUAGUAAAAUUAGUGUCCAGGAUUUGUUGUCAUGAUGAUUCUUUAGUGCAGAUUGAAUUUUUUUUAUGUCUUCAUGUACGUAUAUAUUGGCUCUGAACUGAUGACAUAGGAGUCGUCAUCCGUGUUACAGAAACAUAAAUUCUUGGAUUCAACAAUGAAAUUUGAAUGAUUUAUAUCU
Molecule: messenger RNA, 1834 nt
Organism: Malus domestica (apple)
Lineage: Eukaryota; Viridiplantae; Streptophyta; Magnoliopsida; Rosales; Rosaceae
Product: BTB/POZ domain-containing protein At1g55760-like
Molecular function (GO): protein binding
Source: RefSeq, a predicted model, not a curated record